AGCAGCCGCGCGGUUCCUGGGAGCGAGCGCGCGACGUUUCAGCGAACCAAGCGGAAGCCGCGUGAGACUCGGGAAGAGAUGCUCCCUAAAACUCGACCACGAAUAAUGUCAGGGCUCGUCAUGGUUAUCCCGAGAGUUAGCCCUAAAGACAAAAAGGUCCGCUUGUCCAAAAAACGGGUUUAGUGAAGCAGUUGACUGUCCGGAGACUGAACUAGCAGCGGCAGUUGGAGCGGAAUGGGAGUUGAUGCGACCGGCGUGACGUCAGAGCUGCCGGUGCUAUGAGGAGUUCUCAGAAUAGACUUCUAGGAAACGAAGGAACCCAUAGGAUUUCAUCCCAGAAGACUUAAAAGCAUGAUCCUCUGUGUACCCGGUCCCAGAGCUCUUCAGCCUACCGUUCCAUCCACUGAGGCUCUGCGGGGCAUGCGGGCAGGAACUGUACCUCCUACCCCUUGUCUUCAAAGCACUCCACCAAUAUGGGAUCCCACAAAGGACCUAAGGGCAAUUGCCAGCAACUUCUGCCAUCUAGAAAAUUCAGGAUGGUACUGGGGAGCUGUAACGGCAGCUCAGGCUCACGCUGCACUUCAAGAAGCAUCCGAGGGAGCCUUUUUGGUACGGGACAGCAGUCAUCCGCUAUAUAUGCUGACUCUUUCAGUCAGGACAGCUCGUGGACCCACAAGUAUACGGAUCCAGUACAGUGGUGCCCAGUUUUUGCUGGACUCUAGCUCCCCAGCUAGGCCCAGCCUGUCGUCUUUCCCCAAUGUUCCCAGUUUGGUGCAGCACUACAUGGGACCGGAAAGGAAAACUGAGGAGGGGAAGGUUGUGGAGGAGGUUUCUUCAAAACCUUCUCAGCACGCUGCUCAAGAGUCGUCUGUGGUACUAAAACUAAAGCGGGCUGUGUACAAGCCCCAGAGCCUCCCUUCCCUACAGCACCUUACACGUCUCGUCAUUAACAGACACACUGAAUGCUGUGACCAGUUACCACUCCCAAGGCCUCUGCUGCGUUACUUACAGGACUAUCCCUUUAAGGUAUGAAGGGGUCUGCCACUCUAUCCCUAUGGCUGAAUCUCAGCGUAUUUAAAGAAAAAAAAACUGUCAAACAGGGUCUCUCUGUACUUGUGGAGGUCAGUGACAAAAAUGUUGACAAAAUAUGUCCAAAUUCAUUUAAAACCAAUGUGUCUGGUUUCAGACUGAAAUUGUUUUGAGUGGGUGGAGAAACAUCCCCAGUUGACUUGAGAGAAAAACAUGGUACUGUAAUCUACACUUACUUUAAGAUGGAUGUGGAAAUUGUCUUUUUUAACCUCACUGGUUCUGGAUGUACAUACUGUCCUUAAAUACAGAUUCCAUUGAGACGUCUUUUAUGCCAUUUUAUUUUUCUAAGCAAAGCAUUUUUUGUACCUUUUACAUGUGUACAUUUUUCUAUUAAAGUAGCAAACUCGAAUAGA
This is a messenger RNA of Melanotaenia boesemani (Boeseman's rainbowfish), 1442 nucleotides long. RefSeq names its product cytokine-inducible SH2-containing protein-like. The record is from RefSeq and is a predicted model, not a curated record. The transcript is spliced from 4 exons. Lineage: Eukaryota; Metazoa; Chordata; Actinopteri; Atheriniformes; Melanotaeniidae. Gene Ontology annotation, molecular function: 1-phosphatidylinositol-3-kinase regulator activity. Gene Ontology annotation, biological process: phosphatidylinositol phosphate biosynthetic process; intracellular signal transduction. Gene Ontology annotation, cellular component: phosphatidylinositol 3-kinase complex. The coding region runs from base 352 to 1032 and encodes 226 amino acids.